AAGACUCGCCCCGAGUCGCUGUGGCCUGCGCAGGAAGAAGCGGAAGAAGAUGGCGCUCACCAGCUUUCUACCUGCGCCUACUCAGCUAUCUCAGGACCAACUUGAAGCUGAAGAAAGGGCAAGGUCUCAGAGAUCACGGCAGACCUCUCUGGUCUCCUCUCGAAGAGAGCCUCCCCCAUACGGAUAUAGGAAAGGCUGGAUUCCAAGACUAUUAGAGGAUUUUGGAGAUGGAGGUGCUUUCCCAGAAAUUCAUGUGGCCCAGUAUCCUCUGGAUAUGGGACGAAAGAAAAAAAUGUCGAAUGCACUGGCCAUUCAGGUGGAUCCUGAAGGGAAAAUUAAGUAUGAUGCAAUUGCUCGACAGGGACAGUCCAAAGACAAGGUCAUUUACAGCAAAUACACUGACCUGGUUCCAAAGGAGGUGAUGAAUGCAGAUGACCCAGACCUGCAAAGACCCGAUGAAGAGGCGAUUAAAGAGAUAACAGAGAAGACAAGAGUCGCCUUGGAGAAGUCUGUGUCACAGAAGGUUGCUGCAGCCAUGCCAGUUCGUGCAGCUGACAAGCUGGCUCCGGCUCAGUAUAUCCGCUACACACCAUCUCAGCAAGGAGUAGCAUUCAAUUCUGGAGCUAAACAGAGGGUUAUUCGGAUGGUAGAAAUGCAGAAAGACCCAAUGGAGCCCCCAAGAUUCAAGAUUAAUAAGAAGAUUCCCCGGGGACCACCGUCUCCUCCGGCACCUGUAAUGCACUCUCCUAGUCGGAAGAUGACUGUGAAGGAACAGCAAGAAUGGAAAAUCCCUCCUUGUAUUUCCAACUGGAAGAAUGCUAAGGGGUAUACAAUCCCAUUAGAUAAACGGCUGGCUGCUGAUGGAAGAGGACUUCAGACUGUCCACAUAAAUGAAAAUUUUGCCAAACUGGCUGAAGCACUCUACAUUGCUGAUCGAAAGGCUCGAGAAGCUGUGGAAAUGCGAGCCCAAGUAGAGAGAAAGAUGGCUCAAAAGGAAAAGGAGAAACACGAAGAGAAACUUAGGGAAAUGGCCCAGAAAGCCAGAGAAAGGAGAGCUGGGAUCAAAACUCAUGUGGAAAAAGAGGAUGGAGAGGCCCGUGAAAGAGAUGAAAUCCGUCAUGACAGGCGAAAAGAGAGGCAACAUGAAAGGAACCUUUCCAGAGCAGCUCCUGAUAAGAGGUCAAAACUACAAAGAAAUGAAAAUCGAGAUAUCAGUGAAGUCAUUGCUCUUGGUGUGCCCAAUCCUCGAACUUCCAAUGAAGUUCAGUAUGACCAAAGGCUCUUCAACCAAUCCAAGGGUAUGGACAGUGGAUUUGCAGGUGGAGAAGAUGAAAUUUACAAUGUUUAUGAUCAGGCCUGGAGAGGAAAAGAUAUGGCUCAGAGUAUCUACAAGCCCAGUAAAAAUCUGGACAAAGAUAUGUAUGGUGAUGAUCUUGAAACCAAGAUGAGGACCAACAGAUUUGUUCCUGAUAAGGAGUUUUCUGGUUCAGACCGUAAAAAGAUGUCCUCCCGAGAAGGACCAGUUCAGUUUGAGGAAGAUCCUUUUGGUUUGGACAAGUUUUUGGAGGAAGCAAAACAGCAUGGUGGUUCAAAAAGACCCUCCGAUAGCAGUCGGCCCAAGGAACAUGAGCACGAAGGCAAGAAGCGGAGGAAGGAGUAGAGGGGCCUCUUCAAACGAAAUCUGCCGUAUACAGCAGAGGAUUGCCUGGUCUGGCCUCAGUGAGAGAAGAUGUACCCACCCCUCCAGACACUUGAGAUCCCAGGGAGGUGAGGGUGGGGACAUCUUGGGAAUGGGGGAGGAGGAAUGAGAUGAGGAAUCAUUGGAGAGAUGACCAGGAGGGGGAUAAAGACUGGACUGUUUUAAAAACAAAAAAUUAAAAAAAAAAAAAAAAAAAAAAAA
This is a messenger RNA of Apodemus sylvaticus (European woodmouse), 1900 nucleotides long. RefSeq names its product SNW domain containing 1 (gene Snw1). Bases 50 to 1660 code for a protein of 536 amino acids. Gene Ontology annotation, biological process: mRNA splicing, via spliceosome. Gene Ontology annotation, cellular component: spliceosomal complex. The transcript has 14 exons. NCBI's taxonomy places the organism in Eukaryota, Metazoa, Chordata, Mammalia, Rodentia, Muridae. The record is from RefSeq and is a predicted model, not a curated record.